This is a messenger RNA of Aspergillus alliaceus, 853 nucleotides long. Its product is annotated as mitochondrial 37S ribosomal protein uS14m. The record is from RefSeq and is a predicted model, not a curated record. Lineage: Eukaryota; Fungi; Ascomycota; Eurotiomycetes; Eurotiales; Aspergillaceae. The transcript has 3 exons. Bases 25 to 366 code for a protein of 113 amino acids. Gene Ontology annotation, molecular function: structural constituent of ribosome. Gene Ontology annotation, cellular component: ribosome; mitochondrial small ribosomal subunit. Gene Ontology annotation, biological process: translation.
CAGACCACAUCAAUCAAGUACACCAUGUCGCUCUUCAGAUCAAAGCGCUUGGACCUGAGCGGGUUCAUCAACGGCCGUGUCAUCCGCGAUCACACCAAACGGAAGGUUUUCGAGCAGUACGAGCCUGAACGUCAAGCUCUCCGCUACAUUAUCCGCAACACCUCUCUUCCUCAGCGUACCCGUGCUCAGGCUCAAUUGCAGCUUUCCCAGAUGCACGCCUACACCCGACCUACUCAGAUCAAGAACCGCUGUGUGGCCGGCGGUAUCGCACGAAGUGUGAUUCGUGACUUCAGAAUUGCUAGAUACCAAUUCCGUCAACAGGCACUGGCUGGUGAGCUACCGGGUGUGAAGAAGGCCAGUUGGUAGUGUGUCCAUAUAUUGCGGGUUGUUCUUUUAUAUUCAUGGCUACUGGAUCGGCCGGUUUGCACGAGGGCGUUUACUUCCAUACUUUUUAAGAGAGAUGUACAAUAUAUCAACUGCCGGGUUUUAAUAGACGGUGCGUGCCAAAUGUUCUCCCCUGACGGUGUCUUUUGGGGGGGGGGGUUUUGUAUUGAGUGUGCAACGCUGCUUUUCAUACAUAAAAUGCUCGACUUGUAAGUACUACUUGUCUAUGUUCAGCGCAUGUCACAUGUCAAGAUUCUGUAACAUUCCCUGAGGCCAUAUACUAAGACAAAGACAAUAUCACCAAGUGACCACCGGCUAUAGCUAUGAGCAACUUGGGGACCGCUCUUGGGUAUACUUACUGAACCUGGUGCCUGAUUGUUCGCUUUGUGAAAACCAUGUGAAAGGAUUCACUUUUUAGAAUUGAAAGAUAUCUAUCUGUAUUUCGUUACCAAGAGCUAUGGAAUCUUAA